AUGACGCUCGAACCGCUUCCGCUCGACCACUUGUCGUUCGUUGCGCAGCCCACGAAACGCAAGAGCAUUGUCAAGAUCAACCCCAUGCCACCGCAAAUCAAGGUCGAGAUGCCGCCAAUGCCGCCCAUGACGGCGCGCACGAUGCUGCAGAGCAACCCCAUGAGUAGCAGCACCAACCUCAAUCUGAACCUCAACACCAACAUGAACCUCAACACCAACAUGAACCUCAACACCAACAUGAAUCUCAACACCAACAUGAGCCUCAACGCCAACAUGAACGUUAACACCACCAUGAAUCUCAACACGGUCCAAGCCAACAACGCCAAUGCACUCUCACCCAAGAAGUGCAAGCAGUGCAUUACGCCUGGCUGCACGCGCCGGGCGCAGUCCAACAACCGAUGCAAGUCGCACGGCGGCGGCGCCCGCUGCACCGUGCCCAACUGCGGCAAGAGCUCCCAAGGCGGUGGUCUCUGUCGCGCGCACGGUGGCGGCAAGAAGUGCAAGGCGCCGGGAUGCACCAAAGGCACGCAGCGCCUCGGUCUCUGCUACCUCCACGGCGGCAUUCGCCGCUGCACAAGUCCCGGCUGCGAAAAGAAGGACCGCGGCAACGGCUUUUGCAUCGCACAUGGCGGUGGGCGCAAGUGCUCGACGCCCCGCUGCACGCGCCCAGCGCGCCGCGGCGACUCAUGCCAAGUGCACGAAGAGCAAAAGAGCGGCAACGUGCUGCUGACGCUGCAGAGCAACGCAAUGAACCCGGACGCAAUCGCCUUCAUGGGCCGCGCGAUUCUCCAAGCGCCGAGCCCGCACUGA
Molecule: messenger RNA, 810 nt
Organism: Saprolegnia diclina VS20
Lineage: Eukaryota; Oomycota; Saprolegniomycetes; Saprolegniales; Saprolegniaceae
Exons: 2
Coding region: 1-810 (269 amino acids)
Source: RefSeq, a predicted model, not a curated record